Molecule: messenger RNA, 423 nt
Organism: Cynara cardunculus var. scolymus (artichoke)
Lineage: Eukaryota; Viridiplantae; Streptophyta; Magnoliopsida; Asterales; Asteraceae
Exons: 1
Coding region: 1-423 (140 amino acids)
Source: RefSeq, a predicted model, not a curated record
AUGAUUAUUCCUCGUAUUCCUGCUGCUGGUGAUACGGUUGAAGUACCUGCUAGGAGAGUACCCAAAUUUUGUUGUGAUUGGAAUGAUAAAGACAAACGCAAAGUGGAGGUGGAUCAAAAAGCCAAAAGGCUUUUGAUCAUGGCACUUCCCAAUGAGAUAUUUCAAUCUCUUAAAGCGUGCAACUCUGCCAAGGAUCUAUGGGAUCAACUGGAAAAUCAGUUGGAAGGAGGGAUAAAGAUGAAGAAAAAUCAUCGUGCUCAAUGCUUGAACGAGUACAACAGUUUCCAGGCGCUUCCCGAUGAGUUUUUAGAACAGACUUAUCACUGGUUCAAUACUCUGAUCAAUAAGUGUCGCAAAUGUGACGUGAUCAAAAGUCAAGAGGAGAACAACAUGCUCUUCUUGAAAAGGUUGAAUGCAGAAUGA